UCGUCAGCACUGCAGAUUCUUCUGGCUUAGUGUUUAAUUAAAGCACCAUCGAUAUGGGAAGCUUCAUGGACACAGACCAGAGGAAAACGGUUUCGCAAGGACAGGCAGCAGUUCUCAACUUACUGCCCAUCAGCAGCUGCCCCAGGCCUCAGGUCACGUGGUUUAGAGAAGGGCACAAGAUCGUUCCCAGCGGCAGAAUAGCCAUCACGCUGGAAAAUCAACUGGUUAUCCUCGCAGCGACAGUGGGUGAUUCCAGGGCUUACUACGCGCAGGCCGUCAAUGAGCGCAACGGAGAGAGCAAGACUAGCCCACUCAUUCACCUGAGCGUAGCAGGAGAUGUUGGCACCCCUGAAACCGUGGCUCCCAUCAUUGUGAUACCCCCAGGCAACAGAAGCGUGGUGGCCGGGUCCAGCGAGAUCACCUUGGAGUGCAUCGCCAAUGCCAGGCCUGUUGAAGAGCUGAAUGUGAACUGGAAGAGAAAUGGGGUGAGGGUCACCAGUGGGGUCCACAGCUUCGGGAGACGUCUCACCAUCAGCAACCCGACCUCCGCGGACACGGGCGCGUACGUCUGUGAGGCGACGCUGACAGGAAGCGCCUUUGAACCAGCCACAGCCAGAGCCUUUCUUUCCAUCAUAGAGCCACCGUAUUUUACUGCUGAGCCUGAGAGUCAGAUUUUAGUGGAAGUGGAAGAAACCGUGGACAUCGUCUGUCGAGCCAUGGGGGUCCCUCUUCCCACCCUCCAGUGGUACAAGGAUGCCAUCUCCAUCAGCAAGCUCCAGAAUCCUCGCUACAAAAUGCUCGCGAGUGGAGGCCUGCACAUCCAGAAUCUGCAGCCGGAGGACUCCGGAAUCUUCCAGUGCUUUGCCAGUAACGAAGGAGGGGAGAUCCAGACCUACACGUACCUGGACGUCACCAAUGUGGCCCCGGCGUUUAUGCAGCUGCCAGUGGACACCACAGUCACUGAUGGGAUGACGGCCACUCUGAGGUGCGAGGUGUCCGGGGCGCCCAAACCCGCCAUCACGUGGAGGAGAGGAAAACAUAUUUUGGCCAGUGGCUCUGUGCGCAUUCCUAGGUUCAUGCUUCUGGAAUCCGGGGGCCUGCAGAUAACCCCCGCCUUCAUCCAGGACGCUGGCAACUACACCUGCUAUGCCACCAACACAGAGGGGUCCCUGAGUGCGUCUGCAGCACUGACUGUGUGGAAUCGUACGUCCAUCGUUAACCCUCCCGAGGACCGCGUGGUGAUCAAGGGGACCACGGCCACCCUGCACUGCGGAGCCACUCAUGACCCCCGGAUCACUCUCCGCUAUGUCUGGAAGAAGGACAACGCAGCAAUCACCCCAUCCAGCAGUUCCAGGAUCGUGGUGGAGAAGGACGGGUCCCUCCUCAUUAGCCAGACGUGGUCGGGUGACAUUGGAGACUACACCUGUGAAAUUAUCUCCGAAGGAGGGAAUGACUCCAGAACGGCCCGCCUGGAGGUGAUUGAACUGCCUCACUCACCCCAGAACCUCCUGGCCAGCCUCAGCUCUUCCCACAGCCACUCCGUGACGCUCUCGUGGGUUCGGCCCUUCGAUGGAAACAGCCCAGUCCUCUACUACAUCGUGGAGCUGUCUGAGAACAACUCUCCGUGGAAAGUGCAUCUGUCAAACGUCGGCCCCGAGAUGACAGGCGUCACCGUGCGCGGCCUAACUCCAGCUCGCACCUAUCAGUUCCGGGUGUGUGCCGUGAAUCAAGUGGGCAAGGGUCAAUACAGCACAGAGACGAGCAGGUUGAUGUUACCAGAAGAGCCGCCCAGCGCUCCCCCGAAGAACAUCGUGGCCAGCGGGCGCACCAACCAGUCCAUCAUGGUCCAGUGGCAGCCGCCCCCCGAGACAGAGCACAAUGGGGUCCUGCGCGGGUACAUCCUCAGGUACCGCCUGGCCGGCCUGCCCGGGGAACACCAGCAGCGGAACAUCACCAGCCCGGAGGUCAACUACUGCCUGGUGACAGAGCUGAUCAUCUGGACACAGUAUGAAAUCCAGGUGGCAGCUUACAACGGAGCGGGCUUGGGAGUCUUCAGCAGGGCCGUGACAGAGUACACCCUACAAGGAGUGCCUACUGCGCCCCCCCAGAACGUGCAGACGGACGCCGUGAAUUCCACAACCAUCCAGUUCCUGUGGAACCCUCCACCUCAGCAGUUCAUCAAUGGCAUCAACCAGGGAUACAAGCUUCUAGCAUGGCCGGCUGAGGUCCCGGAGGCCAUCACCGUGGUCACCAUUGCACCAGAUUUCCAUGGAGUCCACCACGGGUAUAUAACAAACCUGAAGAAGUUUACUGCUUAUUUUACGUCAGUCCUGUGUUUCACCACUCCGGGCGACGGGCCUCCAAGCACACCUCAGCUCGUAUGGACUCAUGAAGACAGACCAGGAGCUGUGGGCCACCUGAGUUUCACGGAGAUUCUGGACACCUCCCUCAAGGUCAGCUGGCAGGCACCUCUGGAGAAAAAUGGCGUUAUUACAGGCUACCAGGUCUCCUGGGAGGUGUACGGCAGGAAUGGCUCCCGCCUCACCCACACCCUCAACAGCACGGCUCACGAGUAUAAAAUCAGAGGACUGUCUUCACUCACCACAUACACCAUCGCCGUGGCCGCCAUCACCGCCGCGGGGGCUGGCCUGGCGACCUCGUCCACCAUUUCUUCGGGAGUGCCCCCAGAGCUCCCUGGUGCCCCGUCCAAUCUGGUCAUUUCCAACAUCAGUCCCCGCUCAGCCAUACUUCAGUUCCGCCCUGGCUACGACGGGAAGACGUCCAUCUGCAGGUGGAUCGUAGAGGGACAGGUUGGAGCCAUCGGUGACGAGGAGGAAUGGGUGAGCCUCUACGAGGAGGAGAAUGAGCCUGAUGCCCAGACUCUGGAGAUCCCAAACCUCACGCCCUACACUCACUACAGAUUUCGAAUGAGGCAGGUGAACAUCGUUGGCGCCAGUCCCUUCAGCCAGUCCUCCAGGGUCAUCCAGACACUGCAGGCACCCCCCGACGUGCCUCCCACCAGCAUCACCGUGCGGACUGCCAGCGAGACCAGUCUGCGGCUCCGCUGGGUGCCCCUGCCCGAUUCCCAGUACAACGGAAACCCCGAGUCCGUGGGCUACAGGAUUAAGUACUGGCGCCCCGACCUUCAGCCCCAGGCGCUGGCACAAGUCAUCAAUGACCGGCUGGAGAGGGAGUUCACCAUCGAGGGGCUGGAGGAGUGGACGGAGUACGAACUGCAGAUGCAGGCGUUCAACGCCAUUGGGGCUGGGCCCUGGAGCGAGGCGGUGCGUGGCCGCACACGUGAGUCAGUUCCUUCAGCUGCGCCUGAAAACGUGUCCGCUGAGGCUGUCAGCUCCACCCAGAUUUUGCUGACCUGGGCCUCGGUACCAGAACAGGACCAGAAUGGGCUCAUCCUGGGCUACAAGGUCCUGUUCCGGGCCAAAGACCUGGACCCCGAGCCCCGAAGCCACGUCGUGCGCGGGAACCACACACAGUCAGCGCUGCUGGCGGGUCUCCGGAAGUUCGUGCUGUACGAGCUCCAGGUGCUGGCGUUCACCCGCAUCGGGAACGGGGUCCCCAGCUCCCCACUCAUCCUGGAGCGGACCAAGGAUGACGCCCCAGGCCCGCCCGUGAGGCUCGUGUUUCCUGAAGUGAGACUCACAUCUGUGCGGAUCGUGUGGCAGCCACCGGAGGAGCCCAAUGGCAUCAUUCUGGGCUACCAGAUUGCCUACCGCCUGGCCAGCAGUCGCCCCAAUACAUUCACCACGGUGGAGGUGGGCGCCACGGUGAGGCAGUUCACGGCCACAGAGCUGGCCCCGGAGUCGGCCUACAUCUUCAGGCUGUCAGCCAAGACAAGGCAGGGCUGGGGAGAGCCACUGGAGGCCACAGUCAUCACCACCGAGAAGAGAGAGCGGCCGGCACCCCCCAGAGAGCUCCUGGUGCCCCAGGCGGAAGUGACUGCCCGCAGCCUCCGGCUCCAGUGGGUCCCAGGCAGCGAUGGGGCCUCCCCCAUCCGCUACUUCACCGUGCAGGUGCGAGAGCUGCCCGAGGGAGAGUGGCAGACCUACUCCUCGUCCAUCAGCCACGAGGCCACAGCCUGUGCUGUUGAAAGGCUGAGGCCCUUCACCUCCUACAAGCUGCGCCUGAAAGCCACCAAUGACAUUGGGGACAGUGACUUCAGUGCAGAGACGGACGCGGUCACCACGCUGCAGGAUGUUCCGGGAGAGCCUCCCAGUUCCGUGUCAGUGACGCCGCACACCACCUCCUCCGUGCUGAUCCAGUGGCGGCCUCCGAGAGACGAGAGCCUGAACGGCCUUCUCCAGGGAUACCGGAUCUACUACCGGGAGCUGGAGUCCGAGGCAUCCUCAGUCACAGCAUCCAAGACGCUCAAAACCCCCUCAGCUUUACGGGCUGAGCUCACAGCCCAAAGCAGCUUCCAGACCGUGAACAGCAGCUCCACGUUAACGACGUAUGAAUUAACACACCUGAAGAAAUACCGGCGCUACGAGGUCAUCCUGACCGCCUACAACAUCAUAGGCGAGAGCCCGGCCAGCGCACCCGUGGAGGUGUUUGUCGGCGAGGCCGCCCCAGCCAUGGCCCCGCAGAACGUCCGGGUGACCCCGCUCACAGCCAGCCAGCUGGAGGUCACGUGGGAGCCGCCACCGCCCGAGAGCCAGAACGGGAACAUCCAAGGCUACAAGGUUUACUACUGGGAGGCAGAGAGCCAGAACGAGACAGAGAAGAUGAAGGUCCUGUUCCUGCCAGAGACAGUGGUGAAGCUGAAGAACUUGACCAGCCACACCCCUUACCUGGUCAGCAUCUCGGCCUUCAAUGCAGCUGGAGACGGGCCCCAGAGCGACCCCAGGCAGGGGCGCACCCAUCAGGCCGCCCCUGGGACCCCCAGCUUUCUGGCAUUCUCAGAAAUCACCUCCACCACGCUUAAUGUCUCUUGGGGCGAGCCAGCGGCAGCCAACGGCAUCCUGCAGGGCUACCGAGUGGUCUACGAGCCCUUAGCACCUGUGCAAGGGGUGAGCAAGGUGGUGACAGUGGACGUGAAGGGGAACUGGCAGCGCUGGCUGAAGGUGCGCGAUCUCACCAAAGGAGUGACCUACUUCUUCCGAGUACAAGCGCGGACCAUCGCCUACGGGCCCGAGCUGCAAGCAAACGUCACGGCCGGGCCUGCUGAGGGCUCCCCAGGGUCCCCCAGAGAUGUCUCAGUCACCAAGUCCACCUCUGAACUGACCCUGCAGUGGACGGAGGGGAGCUCGGGCAGGACGCCCACCACAGGCUACGUCAUCGAGGCCAGGCCCUCAGAUGAAGGCCUGUGGGACAUGUUCGUGAAGGAUAUCCCCCGGGGUGCCACAUCCUACAGCGUCAGCCUGGACAGGCUCAGGCAGGGAGUGACAUACGAGUUCCGCGUGGUGGCUGUCAACCAGGCGGGCUACGGGGAGCCCAGCAACCCCUCCACAGCUGUGUCAGCACAAGUGGAGACCCCGUUCUACGGGGAGUGGUGGUUCCUCCUGGUGAUGGCGCUGUCCAGCCUCAUCGUCCUGCUGCUGGUGCUGUUUGCCCUGGUCCUGCACGGACAGAAUAAGAGAUACAAGAGCUGCGGCACAGGGAAGAGUAUCUCCAACAUGGAGGAGACCGUGACCCUGGACAACGGAGGGUUUGCCGCCUUGGAGCUCAAUAGCCGCCACCUCAACGUCAAGAACACCUUCUCGAAGAAGAACGGGACCAGGUCCCCACCCCGGCCCAGCCCUGGUGGGCUGCACUACUCAGACGAGGACAUCUGCAACAAAUACAACAGCGCCGUGCUGACCGAGAGCACAAACCUCAAAGAGAAGUCGGUGGAUGCUUCGGAAUCAGAGGGCACCGAUUCAGAGUCUGAGGACGCGCCCCCCCAGCACUCCUUCGUCAACCACUACAUGAGUGACCCCACCUACUACAACUCGUGGAAGCGGCGGGCCCCAGGCGGGCGCGCCCCGCACAGGUACGAGGCGGUGGCGGGCAGCGAGGCAGGGCCGCACCUGCACACGGUGGUCACCACACAGAGCGCCGUGUUCACACCCACGGGCCCCGGCGCCCGGACUCCACUCACCGGCUUCUCCUCCUUCGUGUGACGGCCGCAGCGGGGCCUCCGCGCACCUUCCAGCCUCCUUUUGUUAAGACAAUCACUCCAGUAACUGAGCUCAAGCUUUUGUUCAACCAGAAUUCUGACAAGUGAUGAUUUUACCUACUUGUGAACACUAGAUUUCAAUUAGAAAGGUUUUUGUAACGGCUUUUUGUAACAUCGCUGCCGGAAGCGGGUUUCUUUGUUUUCUUUUCUUUUUAUGAGAAGGUGUAUUUCAGUGGUGCAAUGGCGGGAAGACCCCAGUGGCCCCCAGUCCUGGGUUUCUGCAUCUCCCCCCCACAUAGGGAGGCUGUGGGGGGAGGAGGAGCGGGGGUCGAGUGAGAUGUGCGCCCACGUCCAGGCCGCUCCUUCCUCGUCUCUACCUCCCGUGCCUCUGGAGAACAGCAUGUUCCCCUGGCUCUCCGCCGGUGACACGUCCGGCCGGGCUCCCACUCGUUUGCUCCGCAUCCACAGAGCCAAGUGUGCCCUGGGCUCAGCGCUUCUCGGCCCAACCGCAUCCAUCUCUGAAAUAUUCUCACUGCACACUUUCGAGGCAAGGAGUCGGCCUUCAGGUCCCUGGUGAGGGGGCAGGAGACUGCGCGGCGAGGGCCUUUGGGCCGGUUGGCGGCUCAGUGCUUGCACCCCUGCGUCAUUAAAGCAGUGAACCCCCCGGGGCUUUCUUCCUUCCUUUCCUCGAAGCCAAUGGUGCAGAGCAGGGGACGGCGUGCGGGGGGCCCUCCCGCGGCGAGCUGUCUGCUUCCCGCGAACACAGCGCACGGCCCACCCCGCGAACCCACAGAGAGCGAGAAGGCGCUUUACAGAAUUGCUCAUUGUGUCAGAGGCGUGCGUUGUUAACCAGAGGAUUUUUUAAAUCUUUUUAUCUUUUUUUAAAAUAUGUCACAUGAAAUGAAUGAGUCUCUGCUGUCUCCAGGUGCCUUUUUAUUAAUUGUUUAGCUUUGUACGUGAGAAAGACGGAAAGCGUCAGCAUCUCCAAAUAAAGCGAAACAGCUCUGAGAACACGGGGCCCGAAUCGCCGCCUCCCCACCAGGCCUCCGACGCCUGCAGACCAUGCCCGUCCCCUGAGCGGCCCCUCCCGGCCUCCCUGUCCCGCCCGCUGCCUUGACUGCCAGAGCUGCUGUCCCUGCCCCCAGCCCAGCCCUGCUUUCAGCCUUAACGGGUUUUCUGGAAACUUUCUUUUUCCCCUUUGCUACUUUAGUUUUCAUUUUUUUAGCUACAUGAAAAUAGUAUGAACUGCUUUGAAAAUUCGAGAGCCCGUAGCGUAGCUGUGGCUCCGGCCAUCACACUAUUCUCACACGAGGUGGCCGAGGAGUCGGCGGCCAAUGCCCCAGGCCAAGGCCACGGUUCAGGUGUAAGCCCCAGAGCUCUGGGAGAGCCCCACACCCCACAUUGGCUGCAGGAGGGGGCCGCAACCAUGCCCUGAAGGGGUGGAAGCCGGGCCUGGGGCCACGUGUAGAGCACAUGCUGUCUCCUCCGCUCUAGUCCGUCUGUACUUCGUGGGACCCUCGGCUGUCGGGGCGGCCGCCGGGGCCCCAGGAGGCCAAGGAGAGUUUUGUGUUGGGCGAAAAGCCCCUUUUCCAUUUUUCCAAAAGUUGACAGUGUGGAAAGGUUCUUCUCUCCUUCUCUCUCUCUCUCUCACUCCCCUCCUCUUUCCUCCCUCCCUCCCUUCUCUCCUUCCUGCCUUCUUUUUCUGAGUGGAAGCAGAAAUAAUCUAAACCAAAAAUCCUAGACGCUCUGCCCAAAGCCACUUGUGCGUGAGAAUCACCCCCAACAGUUCACUGGACAGGACGAGCUCAGGGCCCCAAGCCCGGCUCCAUCCUCUGGGCCCAGGGAACGGCUGGCGAGGGCGGCGGGAGCCCGCACAUGGGGCUACGGGCUGCACAUUGAACUUCUCGGAAGACAGACACCUGGUGAGAACACGGACAGACACUGCCUUCUGUGCACUUCGAGCUCUAAGCCAUACGGACUCCACUAUCAAUACGGGGGAAAGUAUUGUAACGUCGCAGAUGAGGACCCUUUGGUUUAAGGUGUGUUCUUUGCUUUGGGGUUUUUGCGACAACAUGAAGCUUUCUUUCAGGUUCAUUAUAGUUCCUGUGCUUCCUCUGCUUCUACUGAACUUAUUUUGUGUGUGGGAUCAUCUGUCUGAGGCUCUGCCGGCGCUAUGGCUGCUGGCGGACGGGUAGCAUCGCACUCCCAGCCCCCCCUCCCUGUCCCUUGGAGCUGGGGGCUGUGAGAGACGCUGCACCAAAGGAACAGAGUGGGCGUUUGCAGUCAGGUUUCAGCCCUCCUCCCCACCCCCAGCAGUAUGGGCGUCGACAAGCAUCAGUUCCCACCUCUCAUCUUUUCGGGAGGAAAGAAUAAGUACCACACAGCCGGAGAGUAGGUAUUGGAUUUUAAUCUCCGUCCUAAGAACAGAACGACGACAAGGUCAGAUGUUCUCAUCUUGCCUUUUUCUGUACUGAUGUCAUUCAGGUGCCCCACGGUGAGCAGCGGCUGAGCCGCCCCCCAUGAACCCCUCACAGGGUGGCUCAUCGGGCCAUGAGCUAUCCUUUCCCUGUGGAGUUGAGCCAGCAAAGUGGCCAGGCAGAGCCGAGCCCUCUGUGGGAGCUACAGGGACCGGGACAGGGCUGUGCCUCCCUGCCCAGGCACCGGGGCGCAGGUUUCCAGGCAGGUGAGUGGCCCGCGCCCAGCCGGCAGUAAGCACCCCUCCCUCCCUGAACAAAUCAGCCCAACGCCACCCCUGUCCUGCCCCAGCCUUCCCUCCCUUUCUGUCACUGACGUGCUUUUAAGGCGAACUCGAUUCCGUGUCAUAGCAGAGGACGGUGUGACAUAGGGCGACGUGGGGACCCAUCCCCCACGCCACGAGUGACUGCAGAGGCCCUCGGCCACGGAUCCGUCCAGGCCGAGGGGAGGAAGGGUUGCGUGCACGCUGUAAACUUCUUUUGAUGCUGUGCUUGUACUUGACCACGACUGGACUGAAGCAUGGUGUUUGCGUAAUGGAUCUGGAUCGUAGCAUGGUUUCUAGUUUUUGCGAAUUCUCGGCACACGGUGUAGCCAUUCUCCCAGUGAGCAGUCCACCCGCACACCCAUGUCUGGCUCUCUUUAACCCGGGGUCCUGCAGCAUGGAUCCGGUCCAGAAGGUGGGAACGCCCGGCACCCCAGGAACUCUGUUUCUCAACGUCACCUUCCGGUUUCUCGAGAGCUCAGGUCAGUCCUGAAGCUCUCCCAGCAAUGUUUUCUGGAAUUGUGCAGAAACCCAGAUCUCAUUAAAAAAAUGUAGGAAGACAGAGAGGUGCUAUGGGUACGGUUUUUAAUAAAAACAUCAUUUUGUUCCUUA
Molecule: messenger RNA, 9464 nt
Organism: Hyaena hyaena (striped hyena)
Lineage: Eukaryota; Metazoa; Chordata; Mammalia; Carnivora; Hyaenidae
Gene: SDK1
Product: sidekick cell adhesion molecule 1
Exons: 43
Coding region: 54-6119 (2021 amino acids)
Molecular function (GO): protein binding
Source: RefSeq, a predicted model, not a curated record